Trichoplax adhaerens is the source of this 777-nucleotide messenger RNA. RefSeq lists its product as uncharacterized. NCBI's taxonomy places the organism in Eukaryota, Metazoa, Placozoa, Uniplacotomia, Trichoplacea, Trichoplacidae. The transcript is spliced from 4 exons. The record is from RefSeq and is a predicted model, not a curated record. The coding region runs from base 1 to 777 and encodes 258 amino acids.
AUGCCAGUCAAACGCUUAAAUAAUAAAAGAGCUGAUGCUAAAGUCAAAAAAAUGAAGGGAAAUGGUAAUACUCUGACAAAUAAUGUCAGGAAAAUUCUAAAGGCUUUGGAAAGUGCAUAUAAACCACAUACCAAUGCGGAAAAGGCCAAAGCCAUGAAGAAAUACAUGCGUGGCCAAUUUGAAUAUUAUGGAAUAAAUUCUCCAGAUCGUCGCAAGAUCGAUACAGAUGUUCGAAAGACAAUGCCGGAUUUAUCAUUAACUGAACAUCAUCAAUUACUAAAUGAAUUAUGGGAACUACCUCAGCGUGAAUACCAGCAUUUUGGAGCUGAACUUGCUAGAGACUCUGUAAAAAUUUUAACAGGUGAUUCCGAUCAAGAUUUAAGAGAAAGUGUUACCGUUAUUGAAAAUAUGAUAAUCAAAAAAUCAUGGUGGGAUUGUGUUGAUCUUCUAGCGCCAAGAGUUAUUGGUGAAUUCAAUAGAAUCCAGCCUGAAGUUAUGGGUCCUAUUCUAGAUAAAUGGAUUACUGAUGAUAAUAUCUGGCUUAAACGAACUGCUAUUCUACAUCAGCUAUUCUAUAAAGAAAAUACUAAUCAAGAGAAAUUGUUUAGAUACAGCCUUGCAUGUGCUAAAGAGAAGGAAUUUUUUAUUAGAAAAGCAAUAGGCUGGGCAUUGAGAAAUCAAUUUCGAGUCAAUCCGUCAGCAGUUAAGAAAUUUGUUAAAGAAAAUGAUAAUAAGUUGUCUUACUUAACCAAAAAGGAGGCACUAAAACAUGCUUAA